GCUCCAGAACUCUCACCCCUCGCCUGCUGCCAAGGCUUGCCCACUGAACAGCCAUGAGAAGGCAGCUCCGGUCCAGAAGGGCUCCAGCCUCUCCUUACGGUUAUCGCUACAGACUUGAUGAUCAAGAUGAAGUGAACCAGAACUACUUAGCAGAUGAAGAGGAAGAAGCUGAAGAAGAGGCUCGGGUGAUGGUGGUACCCGAUUUGGAGGAGGAGGAGGAGGAGGAGGAAGAGGAGGAGGAGGAAGAGGAGAUAGAAGAGGAGGAAAAGGAGGAGGAAAAGGGUCAGGGUCAGCCAACAGGCAAUGCCUGGUGGCAGAAAUGGCAGAUCGUGAACGAAUACCUGUGGGACCCGGAGAAAAGGAUGUCUCUGGCCCGAACAGGUCAGAGUUGGAGCCUGAUCUUAGUCAUUUACUUCUUCUUCUAUGCCUCCCUGGCCGCUGUGAUUACCCUCUGCAUGUACACGCUCUUUCUGACCAUCAGUCCUUACAUGCCGCCCUUCACCGAGAGGGUGAAGCCUCCUGGAGUUAUGAUUAGACCCUUCGCCCAUAGCCUUAACUUCAACUUCAACGUUUCUGAACCUGACACUUGGCAGCAUUAUGUCAUUAGCCUAAAUGGCUUUCUCCAGGGUUACAAUGACAGUCUUCAAGAGGAGAUGAAUGUAGAUUGUCCCCCGGGGCAGUACUUCAUCCAAGAUGGCGAUGAGGAUGAAGACAAGAAGGCCUGCCAGUUUAAGCGCUCCUUCCUCAAGAACUGCUCUGGCUUGGAGGACCCUACUUUUGGCUACUCUACAGGACAGCCCUGUAUCCUUCUAAAGAUGAACCGGAUUGUAGGCUUUCGUCCUGAGCUUGGGGAUCCUGUGAAAGUGUCCUGCAAAGUUCAGAGAGGCGAUGAAAAUGACAUCCGAUCCAUCAAUUACUACCCAGAGUCGGCUUCUUUUGACCUUCGCUACUACCCUUACUAUGGCAAACUGACUCACGUUAACUACACCUCCCCGCUGGUGGCAAUGCACUUUACAGACGUGGUGAAGAACCAAGCAGUGCCUGUACAGUGCCAGCUGAAGGGCAAAGGCAUCAUAAAUGAUGUCAUCAAUGAUCGUUUUGUGGGGAGGGUGAUCUUUACUCUGAACAUAGAAACCUAAGAACUGUGCGGGGCACUCCUGCUUGUUCUGUUUCUGUUUAUUUCAUGUACCCCUGGUAGUACCUGGAUUCUUUUUCUUCGAUCAGGACACAGCCAGAUGGACACCUAAGACAGCAGAUCAUCUUUCCUUGCCUUUGACAUAUGUAUAAAAUGAUACUGUGGGAUUGAUUUUUCAAAGGUAGUCUCUCCUGAUGACAAAUAGAUGAUAAUUUCCUUUCCCCGCGACUUAAAACUAAAACCCAUUCUUGCUGCUAGAAGUCUCACCAUAGUGUAAACAUAGUAUCUGAUAAAAUUCACAAGAGCCAUGAAGGGGAAUUGCUAUGAUAAUUUUAAACUCAUCGUGUUUUGUAAAAUUUUGUUGUUUUUAGAGGUGAAAGUCCUCCCAAUCAGGCCGAUAACUUUUUUUUCCUUUUCUCAACCUGCCUGGCAAGUUCCUUCCCUGGGAACCACCAAUCAUACCAACUUGGAAUACACUCAGGGCUACCAUACCUAGAGAACUCUUUAUCUAAGGGUGCUUGAGGAACUGGCUGCCUCAAAUGGGCAACUAAAUAAUACUGAUUUGAAGACUAGGUUAUCUUCAACUGGGCCAGAAAGCAGUGCUAACUGGAUAUCAUUCUGGAAUAGAAAUGAAGACCUUUCCUAUGACUUUUCUGGGAGAUGGGGUCCACAGCAAUUGGGGAGAAUACCUACCAUGUGGAUGUGAUUGGCAUUUGAUUCCUUGCUCUGAGGUGUGGUCAUCCAAAGGCAAACAUUCCUGCACACAGGUUUCUUUCAACUUCAGGCAAAGGAGAAAGCAAGGAAGAUCUUCACCCGUUAAUUAUUCUUGGGCUAUUUGCUUGACAGCAGGAUAAUCUUCUUUGAGACCAUCAGGGAUGGGCAUGUUGGUCCCCAGCUACAGUUCUGGGGAUUGAAAUCUCAGUCUCUUCCUACUGAUCCAUCAUAAGACAGAAAGCUCCUGCCAGGCCACCCAAAAUCCAAGGCCCACUGCCAGCGUUUCAUUUGCCUAGAAAACGAUAGGAGGCAGAUGUUUAUCCAGGUUGUGGAUCAGCCAGGCUGCUUUGUCUUAUCUUUGGCCAUGCGACCAUUCCACUGCUUCUUAACACCUCCACCAGGGGGAGGGCUGGGACAAGGAGAAAAAGUGAGCAUUAGAGUAUUGCAUAGCGUCUCAGGGUUCAAAGUAAGCUUAAAUGCCACCUAGAAGCAUCCAGAGUCUGAAUCUCCUCUACAAUGUUUAUCUUCUCCCAAAACAGGGAACUGGCAGUCUGGUAGUGAAGACAAACAAGGAAAGAAGUAACUAUGAACUAGUAUGACAAGUUAUAAAACUAGUAUGUGGUAAUGCCAUGGGAACAUGAGGAAAAGUAACUUGAGCUGAGAAAGUAGCAGAGGAAAUUUCACAUGCAAAAUCACAAACACGAAAUACCAUGGUGUGUUUGGGUAACUGGGAGCAGUUCAUAUAACUGGAGUGUAAGGGGUUCAAAGGAAUGGCCAGGAGUGUCAGGGGAUUGAGCUAGAAAGGUGUACAGGUACUGAAAGAGGACUUUGAGUUUAAUCCAAUAGGUGAAAAGGUGUCAUCAAGGUAUUUUAAGCAGGGAAGUUCUGUGAUCAUAUUUGCACUUUACAAAGAGCACUUUGGCAGCCACAGUGUGAAAAAUGGGUUGAAGAGGGCAAGACUGGGGAAUGGGCAAUGAGGGAGAAGGAGGAGUCAAGAAUGGCUCCAAGGUUUUGAACUUGGCUAGAACCAGUGUGAUGGUGAUAUUGUUGAUCAAGACUGGGAAUUCAAGAGAGAAGCAAGAUUGGAGAGCAAGAUGUGAUCAAUUUAAAGCUUGUGAUUCCUAUUGGUCAGACACCCAUGUGGAGAUGUAAACAUAAGUGGAGUUGGGGAGAAGGAAAUCUGAGAACAAAAGCAACAUUUGCUUAAGUGAACUCUCUUAAGAAAUUCUAAGCUAUUUGAUCUCAGGAAUUUGAGCCAGUUAUGUAAACACACCACACCAAUCUAGUCUCUCAGAUAGUGUUUUUCUCUUCACUUGUGGCAGAAAGCACUGUGGCUGCUCUUUGGAAUCUCCUUCCCACUUUCCAACUCUUGUCAACAGAGUAGAGGGGAGCUGACCUCUAUUAACAAGUGAUAAAAUAUUCGACAGCAGAUAUGUGAAAAAUACAAACAACAACAACAACAAAACUGUCUCCUCCCAACCCCUGUCCUUAUCAAAUUCCAUUUUCAAAACUAAUCUUGAAAAAGAAAGAACAAAAUACCUGAAGAUGAUAACUUUAAAACCAUUUCAAGAUUACUUCAAGUAAUCAAACUCUCAAGAUUCAGUAGUAAAAGAUAAUAGAACAUUAGAUCUGGAAAGGAUAUUAGAGUGUUUAGAGAAAACAACCUGCAUUGCAUCUGACUCCAGGUCCAGUGCUCUUUCUACUCUGAGCUGCUGCUUACCAGGAAGUACCAUCUUUUUAAAAAUCAAUGGAUGAUAUCCCAAACAUUUUGAAACAUAUGUCAAAUUUGGGUUAGAAUAGUUAACAUUUCACAGGAAUUCAAUUACUGGUGCUAUAUUUUAUACAUAAUACAUUAUCCUGUUAAAUGCGUUGACUAUUACACAGACAAGGAAUUAUGAAUCUUUUGUCAUACAGUAUUUCUCAUUCAGUGGAAUCCAUUGUAUCCACAGUUUCCAAGCAGUAUUGAAUAGUACUAGGAUGGUUUGGGUUGUCAGCUGGGACAUGAAAAAAAAUAGCUUUAUCACACAGAACUGGAUAUUAUAAUAUAUACUCACUAAAAUGGAAUUCUAACAGUUCAAUAAACUUCCAGUGGAUUAAUUAAAAUCAUCCCCCAUACUGUAUCAUACCAGGAUUUGAUUUGCAUACCAUCUGUUGCAAUGCACUUGGUUUUACUUUAUUGUCAAUGAGAAUUACUACUUCCAAAUGCCUUCGUGGUUUUGUCCAUGUUAGACUUAUGAUUUCACACCCCCUCUGAAAUCAUUAUCCUAAAGUAACUUUCCUUAGGCAUCUAUUUGCUGGGAAUCUUCAUGUAGAAAACAUUAUUAUUGUAUUGAGGAAUUGUUGACAACAAUAAAUUGAA
Messenger RNA from Nyctereutes procyonoides (raccoon dog), 4208 nucleotides. RefSeq names its product ATPase Na+/K+ transporting family member beta 4 (gene ATP1B4). NCBI's taxonomy places the organism in Eukaryota, Metazoa, Chordata, Mammalia, Carnivora, Canidae. The transcript is spliced from 8 exons. Gene Ontology annotation, cellular component: sodium:potassium-exchanging ATPase complex; nuclear inner membrane. The record is from RefSeq and is a predicted model, not a curated record. Gene Ontology annotation, biological process: sodium ion transport; regulation of DNA-templated transcription; potassium ion transport. Bases 54 to 1139 code for a protein of 361 amino acids.